UCGAAAACGAGGAAGUCGAACUAGAAAUUCAAUUACCAGACCAGGGACCAAAAGGUAAUAAACAGGUAGAAGACGAAGAAGCUGAUAAUCAAGACAAUCAAGGAAGUGACCAAGAAAACCAAGUAGACGACGCUGAAGCAUCACAACCAUCAACCAGAGCCCCAACUCCAGAGCUAGAUAAUCAAAAUCCACCAGUAGCUCCACCAGCAGCAAUUCCACCAGUAGCGAAUCCACCAGCUCCGCCAGCAAACCCACCUAUACCCCCAGCACCACCAGUUCAAGCAGACGACGAAGAGGAAAUGUCUCAAGCCACAUAUCCAGUCUUUGAUGGGACAAAUCCACAUAAAUGGCUAGGUGAAAUGGAGAUAGCCUUUACUGCAAACAAUAUCCAAGCCAAUGCUAACGAACAAAGAAUAGGAUUGGCAGUCCUAAACUCUGGCCCUGCCAAAAUGUGGUAUAUAAUGUUGGCAGCGAAACCAACCACAUGGACAGUAGCAAAUCAUGUAGAUGGAUUCAAGGAACUAUUUUUAGAAAAAUACGCGAACGACGAUAACAGAGUGCAAGCCUCUCAGUCAGCCUUUAUGAGAACUCAAAGGCUAGGAGAAACUGUUGGCCAAUACUAUAAUGCAUUACAGGAGCAAUGGAUGGAGUGUGGAUAUGGAGUUAUACCAGAGUGGAUGAAGGUAAACAAGUUCGUACAUGGGCUAAUUCCAGCAAUCAGAGAGCCAGUAAUGCAGCAAGCCCCAACUACAAUCGCUGAUGCAGUAAAAGUAGCAACACAGUGCUACAAUGCGUUCCAAACAAAUGUCCAGCCAUCCCAUACGGCAACCGACACAGCACUACAGGCAUUGAUGGCAACAAUGCAAGAAUUGGUAGCCGAAACCAAGAACAAGAACAACAGCAACCAAGGGAAUGCUGGAAAUGAACGCCCUCA
Messenger RNA from Paraglomus brasilianum, 934 nucleotides. The record is from the annotation of a GenBank genome assembly. Lineage: Eukaryota; Fungi; Glomeromycota; Glomeromycetes; Paraglomerales; Paraglomeraceae.